AAAAAUGUCACUUACCACAUCACUCCAACUGUGGUCCCUCGAAAACGAUUUCUACCACACAAAUUUCCUAAAAUCCACUGACCUCAGUAUCCACCCUUCCUACUCCACUGACCUAGACCAACCCAUAUUCUCCAUGUUCAUCACCCACUUAAAAUCCUCAGCUAGCCAAGCCUGGGCAGUCGGCAUCUCUAAGCGAAGAAUAGUAGAUUUGUACGUACAGAUUGGAAGGAUUCAGAGGAUGAUUAGGGUCUUGGACAGAAUUUAGGAGUGGGACUGUGGGGAGUCUGACUGUGGUCCAGGUGUGGAGGAUGGAGAGGGGGUUCCCGAGGAGGGUGUUUAGGGAGAUAGUGAGGGUCGUGAGUAAGGGGAUCAGGCAGUGAACGUUUGUGAGAGUGAGGAUGAGGGAGAAGCAGAUGAGGGUGGUACUGGGGAAUGUGGAUAGGGUUAUGGUGCUGACGUUGCAGCAGUGAAUGGUAGAGGAGAUUAAGGGGACGUCAAUGGUGGAAAGAGAGUUUAAAACUCAGACUAUUGUGUUUCAGGGAUGUAAGAAUUGGAAGGGUGAUGGUUGGAAAGAGGAGGAUGGAGUUUUUAGAUCGAUUUUGGAAUAUAUUGAGAAAUCGCAAUUGAAGGAGUCCUUGAAGUUAAUCAAUGUACAUCAAGAAUUGUCUAGAGAGUAUGCAGCAAAGAUUAAGCAAGGGCUCGAUCUUCCUGGUAUCAGAAUCAAAUUUUAUGAUACUGAGGAUGGCUCUUCAUAUUAUGCAAAAUAACGAAUCUUCCAUCAAACAAUACACAUGCAAAGAUCU
Moneuplotes crassus is the source of this 803-nucleotide messenger RNA. The record is from the annotation of a GenBank genome assembly. Lineage: Eukaryota; Ciliophora; Spirotrichea; Euplotida; Euplotidae.